This is a messenger RNA of Synchiropus splendidus (mandarinfish), 891 nucleotides long. It is a transcript of the gene esm1, whose product is annotated as endothelial cell-specific molecule 1. Gene Ontology annotation, cellular component: extracellular region. The record is from RefSeq and is a predicted model, not a curated record. The coding region runs from base 77 to 607 and encodes 176 amino acids. The transcript has 3 exons. NCBI's taxonomy places the organism in Eukaryota, Metazoa, Chordata, Actinopteri, Syngnathiformes, Callionymidae.
CAGAGGUCACUCCAGUCAAGCCAUCAGCUCGCCUCGCAUCCUCCUCCGACUGGCGGCAGCCUCCAUCCCCCCCGACAUGUCUCUCCUCCUGGUCACCGUCUUGUCCUCCCUGAUCGUGCGGGACUCGGAAGCGUGGGGCGCCAACGUCAAGUAUGCGGUCAACUGUCCGGACAAGUGCAACAUGGAACUGUGCGGCGGAACGCAGCGCUGCUCGCGGACGGUGGUGGACGACUGCGGCUGCUGUCAGGUGUGCGCAGCCGGCAGAGGCGAGCACUGCUACCGCACGGUGUCGGGGAUGCACGGGGUGAAGUGCGGACCUGGAUUGUUCUGCCAGUUCAAGGAUGAGGACGAUUAUGGCGAUGAAUAUGGCAUUUGCAAAGAGUGCUUGUACGGAUCUUGGGGGGUCGAGUGUCGCAAGACCUGCAACUGCAAAGGUGGCAUCUGUGACAGGGAGACAGGUGCCUGUCUUACCCUGAAAUUCUUUGCCAAAAUUGCUGGCAAGCUGAAGACUGAGCCACAAGCAGGUGCGGAUGGAGGAUCAGGAGAAGUCCAAGAAACGGACCCUCGCCCGGACAGAUCCACCGCACCCAAGUGGAACCCUCGCUGACUAAACACAGACGCAGCCUGAAUAUUCUAAAUGUAGCAUUAACUUAUAAGCAAACCAAAAUGUCUAUUUUGUUAUGUUCAGAUAUGCAGAUUUUUAUAGACUGUGAACAUUUUUUUUCUUUAACUCAUGCAGUUAUUCACUUGAUUUUUUUGUUUGUUUGUUUUUGUUUGCUUUCAUUCUCACCAGUGUUCACUCAUUCAUUGUGCCUUCAUGAAUAACAAACGAGAGCAAGACAUCUGACAACAUCAGAAAAGUUGUAAGGAUUAUUCUCAAAAUUAAAAAGU